GAUACGCCACUGAUAUGAAGCAACUUGCCGGCCCCGGCCGCCCUCCUCCCGAGCCACCUGACCUUGGAGCCACCUGACCUUGGAGCCACUCUACCUUGGAGCCACUCUACCUUGGAGCCACCUGACCUUGGAGCCACUCUACCUUGGAGCCACCUGACUCACAACAGCAUCAGAGCCGAGAGGGUCAGGACGUAUCUCUCACCACCACAACAUAACAUUGACGACCACCGGCACAGACUCGACCACCACAGUAUAUCACAAUGAAAGAUAUAUCGCAAAUUACCCUCAGGUCUGGUGCCGUGUUGCCUGUAGUGGGUUUAGGUACUGGUAAUAUUGGCAGCAGAGUCAGGAAGCCAGGUGGGUCUCGGGAGGAAGUCCAUACGGCCAUCAACGCCGCCCUCGAGUGUGGCUACAGACAUAUAGACACUGCCACGCUCUACCAAAACGAGGAGAUGAUUGGUGAGGUCCUGCAUGAAUGGCUCUCCUCUGGUAAGGUGAAGAGAGAGGAGCUCUUCAUCACUACUAAGCUGCCCAACAAUGGAAACCGAAAAGAGGAUGUGACCAAGUUCUUGAAGAAGUCACUGGAAAAACUACAGCUGUCUUAUGUAGAUCUGUACCUCAUUCACUGUCCUGUUGGCACUAAGAGUGAUGAUGACGAGGUGGCAUAUCCGCUUGACAGUGACGGAGCUGUCAUCCUCGACAUGACAACCGACCUCCUUGCCCUCUGGAGUGCGAUGGAAGAGCAGGUUGACGCUGGGCGAGCAAAAGACAUUGGACUCUCAAAUUUCAACAGCCAACAGAUAGAGAAAAUCAUGAAAGUUGCCCGCAUCCCACCAGCCAUUCUACAGGUGGAAGUCCAUGCAUACCUCCUACAGCGACCACUACGAGCGUUAUGUCAGCGGCACAACAUUACCGUGUGUGGGUUUAUGCCGCUUGGAGCACCACACCGAGCGAAGGAGACUGACGAGUUCCCUCUCCUAUUAAAUCAUCCAGUGGUGACCGAGAUUGCGGGUCGUAUCAACGUGACCCCCGCUCAGGUCCUUCUCUGCCACCUCCUACAGCAUGAUAUUGUUGUGAUCCCCAAGUCAGCCAACCCUCAACGCAUCAAGAAAAAUUGUCAGGUGUUUCAUUUUGAGUUGACCCCAGAGGACAUGGCAGCUCUCGAUGCACUAGACAGAGGCGCAGAGAGUCGAGUGAGCAAUUUACUCUACUACAAGGGAAUCACUCGGCAUCCAGAGUUUCCCUACCACCUGCCCUUCUAGACGAUAUGUGGUACAGGUAUACUGAAAGAGACCCCUCAUAACCCAUCUUCAGGGGGGAAUAAGUGCCCUGUUUUUAGUCAGGUAUUGAUGGGAAUGUUUUGUACCAGAUUUAUUUGAAAGGUAGAAUGUUUAUGAGAAAUGUUGUCUUAGGAUGGGAAUGUUUUGUACCAGAUUUAUUUGAAAGGUAGAAUGUUUAUGAGAAAUAUUGUCUUAGGAUGGGAAUGUUUUGUACCACAUUUAUUUGAAAGGUAAAAUGUUUAUGCUGGUGGGAAAAUUUAUCAAGAAAUAAAUAUAUGAUAGGAAGAAAAAAUUACUUACCCAUACCUAUAGAAUUAACUUCAACCCUUAAAUUGUGAUUAUGGAAAUACUUGGCUAUCAAAGUCUGUGUAAAAGGAGAUGAUAAAUAAACAAAAACAUUCUUAUGGAGUAUUGUUAGAGAUGUGUGUGUGUGUGUGUGUGUGUAAAGGCCAAACAUAGAACACCACUUAAUACAAGUCACAACUUAAGGGGUCAAAUACAUCAUCACUUUUUAUAAAAUUGCUGAGCUAUUAAAUGUGUAUUGUUUC
Homarus americanus (American lobster) is the source of this 1828-nucleotide messenger RNA. RefSeq names its product aldo-keto reductase family 1 member A1-like. Bases 261 to 1262 code for a protein of 333 amino acids. The transcript is spliced from 10 exons. Gene Ontology annotation, molecular function: aldose reductase (NADPH) activity. Lineage: Eukaryota; Metazoa; Arthropoda; Malacostraca; Decapoda; Nephropidae. The record is from RefSeq and is a predicted model, not a curated record. Gene Ontology annotation, cellular component: cytosol.